AUGCUCUCUGCAGAGGCAUGGGGCUGGCAGACAAAUGUCACUUGUGAAAGUUCAGUAGACAUGGACCUGGUUCUGCAUUACUCCCUUAUUCCAUCGUUUGCCAUCAUUUUGGUGCUGUCCUUCCUUGAAAGAAGAGCGAGCAGGAGUCAGAUAGAUGGAAAAUUGCACCUCCUCAAUGGCCGCUUUGGAAUUGUGAUACCCUUGGAUUUUGUUGGGACAUUCAGCAACCGAUGGUCAUUUGGUUUUGCAUUUGGAGCUACAGCCAAUAAAGUUAUGUUCCUGUUUUCGGAAGGUUACCUGCCACUACGAGUGCCCCAGUGGGCCCAAGCCAUUGUGCUUCUCAUAGGAGGCACUGAAGUGGGCCUCUCAUAUUUCCCUUUCUUCGCCUGCCUCGCGACGGAAUUCCAGAUCACAGGGUCUGUCCUGGGGUUCUUCUACACUUUCACUUGGUUCGUAAUCACGAUCACAAACAUUGUGCAGUGCCCACAUGGACGAGUGAUGGGAGACUAUGAGAAGAUCAUAUUUUAUUGGCCUUCCCUGUUCUGUCUGGUUUUCCUACUGGGCCGCUUUGCCCUGAUGUUUGUGAAAGCACUGAGGGUUUGCUUAAAGAUGGAUGUGUCAAGUCAGGAAAAUCAUUUCCUGGAGGUGCAUCAGGCUCAGCAUGUCAAGCGUCUGGUCAGGAAGCCCCCAGAGCGGCAGGCUCAGAAAUCUUGGUUCCAGCGCAAGGUGUAUGAAUGGGACCCAUGCUUUCAGUUCCCAGGCAGAAUGAUUGGCACAUCUGCGCUAGCCUUAAUCUGCCUGUACAUUUUUAUUGUUAUUGAGUUUUACAUUUACAAGGAAUUCUCCCAAGAGCUGAAGAUAUUGGAUCAGAGAUUUGAAGAGCUUGUUGAAUCUAGCAAUGGCUCAGAAGUACUUGUACCAGCUGUCCUGCAGCUGAAAGAGUUUAUUAAUGUUACUCAAGGUGUUUGGAUUUUCACCACCUUUGCUGCCUCCCUGACUUGUGUAAGCUACGUAUUUCACAUCUUAGCCUGCUACAGAAAACACAUGAAGCGGCUGUGGGCAGGGGAGAAACAUUUCCUUCCACUAAGAUCUCGUGAGCCUGCUUCUUCUCAAACCGUGGCAGCAAUAGCAAGAUACUCUGGUUGGCAAAUUGCAUACAUAUUAUGGGGCUACCUGAUCAUUCAUGUGGUGCAGUGUCUGUUUGGUGUAAUGAUCAUGUACAGUUUUGUUUUGCCAAUACAGCAUGGCCAAGGGCUGGAAAUGGCAAAAGGUUUGGGAAUUGGGAUUCUUACAGUUGGGAUUGCCACAGGGCUCAUGAUAUUACAAAUCAAGAUCGCUGCGAGAUUUUUCCUUCAGCCAAAGAUCUUGCCAGAUGAUAAGCAGAAGCCAUUAGCUCUCAAUAACAGGAAGGCUUUCCACAACUUCAAUUACUUUUUAUUCUUCUAUAAUGUGCUCCUGGGCCUGGGGGCUUGUUUGUUCAGACUGCUUUGCAGUGUCCUGUUGGGAACUUGGCUGAUUGCACGGAUAGACAGGACUAUAAUGCAGAAAGGGUAUGAAGCUGCUGACAUGGGAUUCAACACAUGGGUUGGUAUGAUAUUUAUGGACCACUACCACACCAACCCCACCCUCCUCAGCUUUUGUCACAUUCUUCUAGCCGGAACCACUGAGAAAAAACUGCAGAAAUCCACCAAAUACGGUUUCUUCAAUAAUAUAUCAGAACCCAGAGUGUCAACCAGAGCCAGGACACGGUGGUUGCUGCUCUACACCCUUCUUAACAACCCCAGGCUCACUGAACUCAGGAAGCCUAAUGUGCAGUCUGGUGCCAGUGCUGUGCCACAGAACCCCUGUGUCUAG
Emys orbicularis (European pond turtle) is the source of this 1854-nucleotide messenger RNA. RefSeq names its product stimulated by retinoic acid gene 6 protein-like. The coding region runs from base 1 to 1854 and encodes 617 amino acids. Gene Ontology annotation, biological process: vitamin A import into cell. NCBI's taxonomy places the organism in Eukaryota, Metazoa, Chordata, Testudines, Emydidae. Gene Ontology annotation, cellular component: plasma membrane. Gene Ontology annotation, molecular function: retinol transmembrane transporter activity; signaling receptor activity. The record is from RefSeq and is a predicted model, not a curated record. The transcript is spliced from 18 exons.